Messenger RNA from Python bivittatus (Burmese python), 708 nucleotides. The record is from RefSeq and is a predicted model, not a curated record. NCBI's taxonomy places the organism in Eukaryota, Metazoa, Chordata, Lepidosauria, Squamata, Pythonidae.
AUGGGGCUCCCGUUCCUUCCCGUCCCGUCCCGCAAGGGCUCGACCCUGGGGAACGAGGGGGGAGCCGCUGGGAGCUGUCAGUGUGAGAGAUACAGCGUGGAGCCCCCGCUGGUCAAGCGGUUCCCGGACCGACUGGUGGCCUGGGAGCCCUGCCUGGGCUUGGUCAGGUUUACCUUCCCGCAGAAGCGGGUGUGCGGCUUGGCUGACGCCCCCUGGGUCCUCAGGUUCACCUCUUUGAAGAGGGACCAACGAAAGGGUGCUGCAGGGCCCAGCACCUCCAAGAGAUGUUGCCAGCCCAGCACCACCAGCUGUGCCCCACUUCUACUGCCUCUGAGCUCCACGGGCCCAGCCCUAGAGGUGCAGAGGGAGACCCCCCAAUCAGAGCAGGUGCCGUCCUUCACUACCACAACUGCUGCCCCAGCCCUUGAGAUGGCGAGGGGCAUCACCGCGCUGCCCUGGAAUGGUGCCAUUGCUGCGGCCAGCCCCAGCCAUGUUCCACAGGAGGGUCUGCCAGUGGGGCCCAGCCAGACUACUGUCCUCUCUGCGCUUGGGGUCGUCCUUUUCCUUGUGGCCGGGACUGUUGGCCUGGCGUGCUGGAGGAAGCCCCUGGGGAAACCCCGGGCAGCCCUGGUCUCUGCGCAUCAGGUGUGGAUGUUGAAACCUGGAGCAGAACCCGCUUCUAGGGCAGAGCAAAUGCAGCAGCUGUAA